Molecule: messenger RNA, 1557 nt
Organism: Aspergillus brunneoviolaceus CBS 621.78
Lineage: Eukaryota; Fungi; Ascomycota; Eurotiomycetes; Eurotiales; Aspergillaceae
Exons: 8
Coding region: 1-1557 (518 amino acids)
Biological process (GO): translation
Cellular component (GO): ribosome
Molecular function (GO): structural constituent of ribosome
Source: RefSeq, a predicted model, not a curated record
AUGGGUGAUAUUAACAAUGGCUCUACUACAUUAACGUAUGAAUACAGACGCGCGUUGCGAUCCGAAGACAUACUGACCCAGACGGUAUGCCUCACUGUCAGCUCGUGUUGUGUUGGAAUGCGCCUGUAUUCGAAGAUCUCCAUCACACGAGCUCCGGGAUGGGAGGAUUGUAUGUACUGCGUCCCUCUUGGCCUGAUAGGAUAUGCCGCCAUCAACUUCGAAACAGAUCGACAUGGGAACGGCGUUCACCAGUGGGCCGUCGCUGCUUCCGAUCUGAGAGAAUUCUCCAAGCUAGCGAACGCCUCACAGGUCCUCUACGGCCCUUUGAUCUAUAUCACUAAGCUAUCCAUCCUACUCUUAUAUCUCCGACUUUUCGCGCCGUCAAAGCGCAACACCCCUUUUUGGCUCAUUCAAACCCUCAUCUGGAUGAAUUUCCUCUUCUACUUAGCCGACACCAUCGUCAAGAUCUGCGAAUGCAGACCGCGCGCCAAGAUCUGGGACCAAGACAUCCCCGGGCAGUGUAUCAACAUCAACAUCCCGAUUCUGAUCACGUCCAUCGUGAACGUUGUUUCCGACUUUCUCAUGCUCCUGCUUCCCAUUGUCUGUGUCUGGCGCUUACAGAUGACAUGGUGGAAGAAGAUGGGCCUUUCGGCUGUGUUUGCAGCCGGCAUCUUUGCUUGCAUCUGCAGCGUGAUGCGUCUCGUAGUCAGCGUCCGAAACCGCACCACGCGGGACAGAACGCACGACUGGUUUCCGGAGUUCCUAUGGACCACCGCCGAGAUCACCUCAGGGAUCGUCGCCAGUUGCCUGCCCGCGCUGCCAAGUUUCUUCAAACAUUCGUCCCAGAAAGCCAAGGCUUGGGUAUCGAGCAUCGGCACGGGAAGCGCUUCCACGCAGGUGAAGGGACCCCUUGCCGCCAUCGACCAAAGACCUGGACCGGGACCGGGGCCGGGACCUGCAAUGCGUACUAUUCCGCAGCGGCUCUGGAGAUCUGGACACGACUUCACAAGUACUACGGAGUCGACAGUAGAUGGCUACUGGGAGAUGAGGGAUGUUGGGGCUUAUCGGGGCAUAUGCUAUACCACGACGGAGGCCACUGCCAAUCGGAGUGUACCAGAGGCGAUCAAUGUGGAUGACCUUGAUCCGACAAGUGAGGAAGAUCAAAGGCCCAGAGCCGGGAUCUUGAAGAUCGUCGAGCAGCAACACCGUCGUCGCCAACCGCAGUCCAUAACCGUCGUGAUGGCUCAGGAACGCUCCGGAAUCGUGGUCGGCCUCAACAAGGGUCACAAGACCACCCCUCUUAACACCCCCAAGACCCGGGUCAGCCGUACCAAGGGCCAGUCUUCCCGCCGUACCGCUUUCGUUCGUGAGAUCGCCCGCGAGGUUGUCGGUCUUGCCCCCUAUGAGCGCCGCAUCAUCGAACUCCUGAGAAACACUCAGGACAAGCGCGCUCGUAAGCUCGCCAAGAAGAGGCUCGGUACCUUCGGCCGUGGCAAGAGAAAGGUUGAGGACAUGCAGCGGGUCAUCGCCGAGGCCCGUCGUGUUGGUGCUCACUAA